AUGCAACUCGGGCGCUCAAAGACCCAAUUUCAACAACUUGAUGCUGAACCUCGACCCGUUGGAAAUCCAUCUUCUAUUUUCCCAGGAUGUCCGCCACCAUCUUAUCGUUCUUCAACGAACGCUGAUGACAGCGCCACAUUUAGCAGUACAGAAUCAUCCGGCGUUGCAGCACCAACAUAUUCUAUCAAACGACGUAAUUCUUGGAUAAAUUUAAUCGAAAGUAAUGAAAAUUUAUGCAAGAAAGAUUUAUUGCAUUAUACUGAACCACCGUACACAACGACAACAACAACAGGUAACGUCAACAUUCCAAUGCCAGCGUGUUGCACGUGGACUGGAAAUAUUUACGGGAAUAAUUACCAAUUCCCGCAAAAGUACAAUUUAAAUGGUCGAUAUGCAAAAUAUUUUACACCUUUCUAUGUGUUAAAUUCCACCGGCGAUCCGAUUGCUAUAUCCAAAUUGGAGUUAACUAGAAGAAUAGCAAUAAUCGAUUCAACUCUGAGAGAUAAUGGCAAAAAUUUGAUUUGCUUUGUAAUGAAUAUGAAUAUUUCAACAAUGCCCGAUAAAUAUUCUCUCGAAAUUGGUGCUCAAAAUGCUUUCAAACGUACGGAACAAAUUCACGGAUGGGAAGAAGCGUGGAAUUUCUUGCCUGUUUCAUAUUUCGGUAAUUCGUCCAUACUUUUUGAUCCACCCAUUCCCGAAUGUAAUGCCGCACGAUGGAUUUUGCUUAAUUAUACAAAGUCUAAUCAAAGAGAAAUUCAGUUUGCAAAAUUGUUUGAUCCAGGAAAGAAAUGCAGCGAUUGUUAUGAUUUUUGUUUACCGGAACUCGGUAUUGAAAGGGAUUAUCUGAGAGCAGAAACAUUUUUAAAUAUUAUACGCCGUGAUUGCUUUUAUCUUUUCGUACCGGAGUGGCGCUCCUUUGCAGCUGCAUAUAGCAGUAAACAGAAUGAAUACGAUUUCCAACAAUUUUAUAACCAAGGUCGGAAUCGUAUAAACAGUGACGAUGAGAACGAGAAUAGCAGAAGCAAUGGUGGCAGUAAUUAUGGGAAUGGCGGUAAUUAUGGGAAUCGUUUUAAUGGGAUACAAAAUGUCGUGGAUGGAAUUGUACAGCCGAUCACUGAUCAGUAUCGAAAUUUUGAAUCGAAAUGGAUUUCUCUGCAGAAAAUACCGCGUGCUGAUGAAGCAGAACAAAUUUCAAACCCUGGUAUGGAUCAAAUAAGUAAUAUUGCAUCAAAUAUACAAAAUUCUCCAUCAAAUGCUGUUCAAAGUAUUUCUGGAAAUAGGAAUUAUCAACAACAACAGACAGUGAAAAACAGUUUCACUGGGAGUAUGUUACCGAGCAGUUAUAGUAAUUUUAAUUUGAAUAGCAGUACUAACAGUUUUAAUAACGGUCAAACGAGAAAUGUAUUUGAAAAUGGAAAUAGUGAUUUUUUGAACGAUAAUGACCGGACGAAGCCUCUACUUCCAAUGCCACCACCAAGUUAUCCAAUACAACUCAACCAAUAUUCCCCAUCAUCUUUGGAUCAUAAAAAUUCCUUCACCGAAGUCCUACAGAAUUUUGGAAGCGGAAAUGUGCGACAACAAAAUAGCGCUUUUGGUACUAACAAUAACAUUGGACAGUUCUCUUCGGCGACUAAAUUCAACGGCCAGCCAAAUGGUUAUAAUUCGCAAUUGUCCAGUAGUCAAACAUUUAAUGGUCUAUCAAAUACAGUGAGCAUUGAUGGCAAAAAUAAUCAGCGAAAAAAUAUCUAUGACCAAUCGAUUGAGGAUGGUGAAAGCAUUUCAAAACAAUCAAAUUAUCAUACUCCGCAGCCUGGAAUUGAUGCGUACAUACAGCAAGCAGGAAAUAUCAAGCAGAAUGAACAGGAUAAUGGUUCAGGAAAUCAACAGUCGGUCAAUGAUCAGGGAUGGAUUAUUGUUGGUUAA
Molecule: messenger RNA, 1923 nt
Organism: Acanthocheilonema viteae
Lineage: Eukaryota; Metazoa; Nematoda; Chromadorea; Rhabditida; Onchocercidae
Source: the annotation of a GenBank genome assembly